This is a messenger RNA of Talaromyces stipitatus ATCC 10500, 1628 nucleotides long. RefSeq lists its product as uncharacterized. NCBI's taxonomy places the organism in Eukaryota, Fungi, Ascomycota, Eurotiomycetes, Eurotiales, Trichocomaceae. The transcript is spliced from 2 exons. Bases 245 to 1594 code for a protein of 449 amino acids. The record is from RefSeq and is a predicted model, not a curated record.
AUAACCAGUCAAUAAUCAAAAGCCCCUCAUACAGCCUAUCAGAGCAACCAGAACCUUACCUCACGAUAUUUUGAAGACUAACCCUGCAUGAUUUUUAGAUAAUCUUCAGUUUAGCAUCCGCGCUAUCGACUCAUAUUCCUCAACCCUACUGGAGUUUCCUUUAGCGCGUCGGUAACGCGUUGCGCGUUGUCGCAUUGCGCGCUGUCCAGUCUCUAUCGCCACAUACUGAGCCUUACUCGCAAAAAUGUCAUUUCUUCAGAGCCUGUUCCGACGGUUUUCAAGAAAACAAGAAGAGACGCCACCAGAAAGCCACCAGCAUGAAUCUUUCGAAGACGACGCAAAGCUGGACGAUGACACAAACUGGGAGGAAGAUACAAACCAGGAUGACAGCACAAACUUGGAGAACGGUACAAACUGGGAUGACGAUGCAAAUAUUGAUGCCGGCACAGAUUUGGAGGACGAUGCAAACUUGACAGGAGAACAAGAAACGAAAAAUGAUUCAGACACCCAGACAGAUCUCAAAUGGAAAGGCGAUACCCACCCCAAUACUACCACUGGCUCAUCAGGAGAUGAUAAUAAAUGGACACCACGAAAGUCGGAUGCGGAACCGCAGUAUGCUUACUCCCGUGAUAGGCCGUACACUCCUCGCUUUGUUAAUCAAGGAAACUCUCAUCUACCACCAGCAGUCAAUGCUACAACGCUAGCUGCUUCGACGCCACAAUAUCUUACACAUGCACCUCCUUCAUCUUCGUUUUCUACAAGGUUCGUGAAUGAAUCGCCCACGACCGUAGUAAGCGAACCUCGAACAGGGCCGAGAAUCAAAUUCUUUAAACCCGCGAGAAAAAGAACAUCUAAACGCUUGAAAGACCAAUCUCUCACAGUCCUGGAGCGCAAAACCUCUCCAAGCUCGCAAGAAAACUAUUCUAUCACCCCUCAAAACGCCCCCGAAGUCGCCCCCAGAACCGCUUCCCAAAACGUUACCCCAAACGCUCCUCAAAACGAAACCAAUACGAAUCUGAAAACUGAACCCUCCACUAGCACGAAUGACAAACCUAUAAAACCACAGGAUGAAAGCACAUUCGAUCAAGCUGAUAUAGCUGAUCAACCUCGUCUACCUUGGAACUGGACCGCCUUUGGUACGAAGACCAAGGAGGUAUACGAACCGACUGCAGUUGGUAAAUGGUGGUAUAUGUGGGCUCAAGAGAAUCGAGACAGUCCGCGGGUGGCUAGCAAUAUUGGAAGGAUAAUGGAAACGGAGCUUGGAGUCCAACGAAUUGGUGCGGACAGAUGUACACGAUGUCAGAUCCAGGGACUAGAGUGUUGGGUCUACAGCGUCAAGGCUAGAUUUCAAGUCAACAAUCCGGGCAGUGCAUGUGCACGUUGUCGUGCGGAUCCGGCAUGCAUGGGCUGCAGUUUGUCACAGCGGUCGAAGAAAAGGAAAGGGAGUCCUUUACCACCCCCUCCCCCGCGGCUACUACUACCAAAGGGAGGGCAUCCAGCGUAUAGUACUCAAUAUAUGAGUCCUGAAACGUCCACGAUCGGAGCAUAUCAACCAGCAUAUAUCGCACCGAGCAGCCGAAUGCCUUACUCGUAGGUACUUUGCAGUUGCUUCAAAGACGUCGGCAUAA